GAAGAAGCAGCAUUUUAACUGACAAAUCAGCUAAUCUUUCUCCUCCUUCUUCAUAGAAAUCCAGGAAAGUCGAAUUAAUCCCUGGAAGGGAAAACAAUGAACAAUGCAGAUGUCUCGAAGCAGAUCCAGCAGAUGGUUCAAUUCAUCCGUCAAGAGGCGGAGGAGAAAGCCAACGAGAUUGCCCUUUCCGCCGAGGAGGAAUUUAACAUUGAGAAAUUGCAAUUAGUUGAAGCUGAAAAGAAAAAGAUUAAACAAGAGUACGAGCGGAAGGGGAAGCAGGUGCAAGUUCGGAAGAAAAUGUAAGUCUUCUGUUUAGGAAUUAGGAUCAAUGUGAUGAAUUUACGGUUUUUUUUU
Rubroshorea leprosula is the source of this 354-nucleotide messenger RNA. The record is from the annotation of a GenBank genome assembly. NCBI's taxonomy places the organism in Eukaryota, Viridiplantae, Streptophyta, Magnoliopsida, Malvales, Dipterocarpaceae.